Kwoniella shivajii is the source of this 1593-nucleotide messenger RNA. RefSeq lists its product as uncharacterized. The coding region runs from base 1 to 1593 and encodes 530 amino acids. The transcript has 8 exons. NCBI's taxonomy places the organism in Eukaryota, Fungi, Basidiomycota, Tremellomycetes, Tremellales, Cryptococcaceae. The record is from RefSeq and is a predicted model, not a curated record.
AUGAAGCCUGUCACAUCAUUAUCAUUGGGUCGUAAGCUACCGUCAGCCGGAUCACUGCUGGUUGGUAUACUGGUGGGCUUGCUGGUAGCUUCGCUGUUACGACGUGGAGAUUCUAACACAGAAUGGCGUGGAAGUGGAUCAAAGAAUUUAAGACCUAAUGCUAUAUCUGGAUCACAAAGAUUACAACGAUCACAAAUCACAUUACCAUCAUUACAACAACGAUUACAUAUCUUACAAUUAGUAGGAACUUUAUCAGCACAUCAUACAAAGGAAUGUCUGAGACAGCCCCAACAAAUAUACGUUGAUCAAGCAAAAGAAAGAUAUUUACCUUUGUUUGGCUUCAAGAAAUCAUGGUCAAACUCAGGAUCAUGGUUAGCUAAAAUGUUUGGUGGUUCAAAAGAUGCAGAACAAUUAAUGGGUAAAAACCAAAAUGCUUAUAUUGAUAGAGGUAGGAAAAUGGAGAAUAUCAAAAGAGAUUUAGUACAAUCACAACAUAAAUAUUUCUUCGCAAUCAAUUUGUAUAACUCAUUUGACGUUAUACCUGAUAUCUUCGCUACUUUAUUCAGAACAGCAGCUAUAUUAGGAUAUCAUAAUGUUUUCGUAUCAAUUUACGAAAAUGGUUCAAAUGAUCAAACUAAAGCUUUACUCAAGAUAUUCGAUUCAUUAGCGAGAACAGUUGGAUUGAGGAUUAUCAUCAGAACCUCAAUGAGAACAAGAGGUCAAUUCAAUCAUCGAAUUGAAUAUUUGGCUGAAGUUAGAAACGCAGCCAUGGUUCCUUUACACGAAUUAAGGGAUAAUGAAGGAGAAGUUUUCGAUUCAAUCGUUUUCAUGAACGAUAUCUUACCUUGUGUGGAUGAUUUAUUGGAAUUAAUUUGGCAAAGCAGAAGACAAAAUGCUGGUAUCACAUGUGCCGCUGAUUACAUGUAUCACGAUGAUAUUGGAGCACCCGUAUUCUACGACAACUGGGUAGCGCGAGAUAUCAAUGGAACUGCAUUGGAGAACGCACCAUUUGAGCAAGUCUUCCAUCACACCGAAUCGAAUCACCGAUUCCAAAGACAUCUUCCUAUCCAAGUCCAAUCAUGCUGGAAUGGAGUUGUAGUCAUGGAUCCUGCACCAUUCUACCAUCCACCUCAUGUCAAGUUCAGAAUGGCAAGAUUACCUGAAGGUGAAUGUUCUGCUUCAGAGUGUUCCUUGAUUUGCAAUGACUACUUUAACGCCGGUUACGGUAGAAUCGUCAUGGUGCCCAGAGUGAAACUUGCUUAUGACAAGAAAGUAUAUGACAUUAUUCAUCCCGAGCGACGGAACUUAACCGCCAUUCGAGGUUACAAACGAAUUGGAGGAUUACCCGAUGACCCUCGAACUGAUCCUCAAGAUAGGAGCUGGUACGGUCCCCAUGAUAGACUGUUCACUGACGACGAGAAUGAGGAGGUGGCCUUCCAACCCGGACCAGAAUAUGUUUGGUGUUGGGGUUGGGAUGGUGCAGGUGAUUUGGAUGGUCCAGAUGUCGAUCCUAUUUGGGAACACAUGCAACCUAGAUCAUAUUCUCAAGAAGCCAUAGAUGUGAAACAUUUCAGAAAUCUGCCUGGAUGGUAG